AUGGGCAGCCAAUCACGAUCUCUGCUGGCUCAGGCACAAGAUGUUCGCAUACUUGCAUUCUUUAUUCGCGGCUUGGACGAUCAGUCAAUUUCUGCACACGGUGAUAUGGUACGUGAAGCUAUUGAACUUGCAUCGACAUUGUGGCCCAUCGCCUUAGCAGCUGUCCUUGGAGCUCUAGUCCAUACAGUCGCCUUGUUUCGAGCCGAGCAAGGCACAGAACUUGGUGUGAGUGGAAGUAGAACGCUUGCUACUCAUAUUGAUUACUCUACUGACGUUGUGCAACCAAGACACUCGCAGUUCUAUUAG
This is a messenger RNA of Fusarium venenatum, 306 nucleotides long. The record is from RefSeq and is a predicted model, not a curated record. NCBI's taxonomy places the organism in Eukaryota, Fungi, Ascomycota, Sordariomycetes, Hypocreales, Nectriaceae.